CCCGGCGACUGAUUGGAGGGCUUGUUUUGUCACAAGCGGCGCCUCCGAGCCGCUGUUCCAUGGCGGGCGAUGCCGUCCGAGGGCCGCUGCUGGGAGACCCUACAGGCGCUGCGCAGCUCCGACAAAGGUCGCCUGUGCUACGACCGCGACUGGCUUCUGCGGGGCGAGGAUGUGUUGGAAGAAUGUAUGUCUCUUCCCAAGCUGUCUCCUUACUCCGGAUGGGUGGUCGAUCACGUUCUACCCCACACGCAAGAGAACCCACCUGGCUCUGAGACUUCACCCACCUCUGGACCCGCCUCAGCCCUAGACCCACCCCCGUCCGUUUCCAGGUCUUCUGUCAGAAGCUCUGCCUUCUCCUCAGCCUCCCCCACGACACCAGAGGGGGUCCAGGACAAACCUGAGUCCCAGCAUCCAGAAUGUAUAGCGCUUCAGUCCUCCCGGGGGAUCCAAGUCGAAGGAUGCAUCCGAAUGUACGAACAGGUGCACAGAAUGAAGGGAGCGGAGGGCCUGCGGCAGUGGCAGGAGGAGCAAGAGAGGAGGGUGCGCGCCCUCUCGGAGAUGGCCUGUGAGCAGCUGAAGCGCUUUGACGAGCGGAAGGAGCUGAAGCAGCACAAGGAGUUCCAGGACUUACGGGAAGUGAUCGAGAAGAGCGCCAGAGAAGCCCUGGGGCACCAGGAGAAGCUAAAAGCUGAGCAUCGGCACAGAGCCAAGAUCCUGAACCUGAAGCUGCGGGAGGCAGAGCAGCAGCGGCUGAAGCAGGUGGAGCAGGAGCGGCUGUGGAGGGAGGAGGGCCAGGUCCGCCUGCGCAGCCUCUACUCCCUGCAGGAGGAGGUGCUGCAGCUCAGCCAGCAGCUGGACGCCUCGGACCAGCACAGGGACCUGCCCAACGUCGACCUGGCCGCCUUCCGGACCCGAGGCAACCAGCUGUGCAGCCUCGUCUCGGGCAUCAUUCGGGCCUCCUCAGAGAGCGGCUACCCUACAGCAGAGAACCAGGCUGAGGCUGAGCAAGCCCUGCAGGAAAUGCGUGACCUCCUGGUGAACUUGGGGCAGGAGAUCACCAGAGCCUGCGAAGACAAGAAGCAGCAGGAGGAAAAGGAGGCCCAGGCCAGACUGCAGGAGUCACAGAUGCACCAGGGCCAGGAGGCCCACAAGGAGUCGGCGGCUCCCAGCCAGGGCCCAAGAGACAAACAGCAUGGAGCCCUCCAGGUGAAGGUGCAAGACAGUACAAUGCAGUGGUACCAGCAGCUGCAGGAGGUGUCCUCUCAGUGCGUGAGGGCCUUUGAGGGCCUGACCAGCAGCAAGGACAUCCAGGCCAAGAAGAUCAAGAUGGACCUCCAGAAGGCUGCCACCAUCCCUGUGAGCCAGAUCUCCACCAUUGCAGGCUCGAAGCUGAAGGAGAUCUUUGACAAGAUUCACAGUCUGCUCUCUGGAAAACCCGUUCAGUCUGGUGGGCGCUCUGUAUCCGUCACACUCAACCCACAGGGGCUGGAUUUUGUCCAGUACAAACUGGCAGAGAAAUUUGUGAAACAAGGCGAGGAGGAAGUGGCCUCUCACCACGAAGCCGCCUUCCCCAUCGCGGUGGUGGCCUCAGGGAUCUGGGAGCUCCACCCCAGGGUGGGGGACCUCAUUCUUGCUCAUCUACACAGGAAGUGCCCUUACUCCGUCCCCUUCUACCCGGCUUUCAAGGAGGGAAUGGCUUUGGAGGACUAUCAGAGGAUGCUUGGCUACCAGGUGAAGGAUUCCAAGGUGGAACAGCAGGACACCUUCCUCAAACGCAUGUCUGGGAUGAUCCGUCUCUAUGCCGCCAUCAUUCAGCUCCGGUGGCCGUACGGAAACCGACAGGAGACGCACCCUCAUGGUCUAAAUCAUGGCUGGCGCUGGUUGGCACAGAUCUUGAACAUGGAGCCCCUGUCCGAUGUCACAGCCACUCUUCUCUUUGACUUCUUGGAGGUGUGUGGGAAUGCCCUCAUGAAGCAGUACCAGCUCCAGUUCUGGAAGAUGAUUCUUCUCAUCAAGGAGGAGUACUUUCCCAGAAUUGAAGCCAUCACAAGUUCAGGCCAGAUGGGCUCCUUCAUACGCCUCCAGCAGUUCCUUGAGAAAUGUUUGCAACGCAGGGAGAUUCCUGUUCCCAAGGGCUUUCUGACUUCCUCCUUCUGGCGCUCCUGACGUCACUGGUCACCCACCGUCGCCAUGGUGUCACAGAGGCACCGAAUAAAGCCAGGAAGACAGCGGAUGUGAGAGCAGUCAUGUCCGACUCGGACAUUUGUCAGUGUGGGUUUCUGUGUGGAUUUGUACCUUGUGACAAGAUGAGAGGAGAGAUCUCCACGAAUCGCCAACCCUCGGCGUCCCUUAGUGCCGCGGUAGCUCCUGCGGCGUCGCGUCAGAGCGGCUGCUUUCCCCAGACGUCCGAGGAGAGGAGUGUGGCCCAGGUCUCUUCCCUCAUAGUUACCUUUUUUAAAGUGAGUAACACGUGAUAGCCAUUGCCCUCUGACCUGAGGGCGCCCGGGGCCCUCCCCGGCCUCACCUCCCUCGCCCACCCGCGUCGGACCUGAGCCCAGUGCUCUGGUGCAGGUCUGGGUCCUGGCGGCUUUGCCUCUCAGCUCGUGGGGUCCCAGCGCAGGGGGCAGGGGCGAUGGGCGUGGCUGAGUCCCAGGUUGUGCCGGGAUCCCUCGCGUCAGAAGCCCGCGUGAUGUUGAGCUGAGGCUCUCGUUGUCCUCUUCACUUGGAUUUUCAUCCCUGGGUGGCCAGGGAUGCCUGACCCUGGGCAGGCGCUUUUUGUUUUGUUUUUCAGCUUGAAUUAAGGUGACCGAGAUGGGGCUUGCAACAGUCCCUGAGCUGACCAUCCAUAAGCAACGAAUCAGGGCUAAGUAAAGAGUUAGAGACGAAUCCAGCGCUGCUUUGUCGUGUUUUACAUGUUUGUUGAUUUUCUCCUGUAAAGCCGCUGCUGAAAUCCAGAGUUUGGCUGUUCGGAUCAGUGUUGAGACUGGUUUUAUGGAAAAACUCAUUCUCUUUCAUGUUGCACAGGUCUCUGGGCUCCGGGCUCCAUGGAUUGGGGGAAAUGUUCAUUUGUGGGGGAGCGGUCACUGGCAUGCAAGGGGCAUGAAGUGGCCCAUUUUACGAAUUGUCGACUACUGUGCCCAGAAAUAAGUAAUAAAGCUUGACUUGUCAAACA
Messenger RNA from Oryctolagus cuniculus (rabbit), 3172 nucleotides. It is a transcript of the gene GLE1, whose product is annotated as GLE1 RNA export mediator. The record is from RefSeq and is a predicted model, not a curated record. Gene Ontology annotation, molecular function: phospholipid binding; translation initiation factor binding; inositol hexakisphosphate binding. NCBI's taxonomy places the organism in Eukaryota, Metazoa, Chordata, Mammalia, Lagomorpha, Leporidae. Gene Ontology annotation, biological process: poly(A)+ mRNA export from nucleus. Gene Ontology annotation, cellular component: nuclear pore; nuclear pore cytoplasmic filaments; cytoplasm.